AAUUCUGAAGCAACUGACGCAGCUGGGAAUUGAGCUGUGCAAAGCCUUCACUCACAGGGAAGGGAAGCGUCUGCCCCACCCUCCCCCACCAAGCGCCCUGAAUACUCUGCCCACACUCCUCUUCCCCGUGACGUCACCCCUAGUCCUGUCCCGAGGAGCUUGCAAAACCUCUCAAAUUCAAACUGCUAGACGCACAGCUGCCACCGCCACUGGAUUGAAAGCGCGCGCCCAGCCUCCGCUGUGGCAACCGCCCGCAGUGACCCAGUCUAAAAGACCUCCCUGUGCAAUCGCACCCCUGGUUUCCAGCAGCGCAGCUUCUUUCUACUCCAGUCUUCACCGUCCUCUCUGGCCGCCAGCCGGAUUUCUAAUUUCUGCGUACCCCAACCCCCCAAUCAAAUUAAAUCAAGCAACAAAAAGCAGAGCAACCCCCAGUACUACAAGAGGCAUCUUCUUUUACUUUGCUCUCCCUCUCUUCCCGAAGAUGCUAAACUAUUGGUGGACUGAAGAGGAGAGGAGUCCUGUCUUCUCCUGAUGCGUUUGCCUGUAGGUACCUGAGCUGAUAUUGAAGGUGCCUAAAGAUGCUGAGCGGCGUUUGGGUCCUCAGUGUGUUAACCGUGGCCGGGAUCUUACAGACCGAGAGUCGCAAAACUGCCAAAGACAUUUGCAAGAUCCGCUGCUUGUGCGAAGAGAAGGAAAAUGUACUGAAUAUUAACUGUGAAAACAAAGGAUUUACAACUGUCAGUUUGCUUCAACCCCCCCAGUAUCGCAUCUAUCAGCUGUUUCUCAAUGGCAACCUCUUGACCAGACUGUAUCCAAACGAAUUUGUCAAUUACUCAAACGCAGUGACUCUUCAUCUAGGUAACAAUGGGCUGCAGGAAAUCCGGCCUGGGGCUUUUAACGGUCUGAAGACUCUCAAGAGACUGCACCUCAAUAACAACAAACUGGAGGUAUUGCGAGAGGACACUUUUCUAGGCCUAGAGAGUCUAGAGUACCUCCAAGCUGACUACAAUUACAUAGGCACCAUUGAGGCAGGGGCAUUCAGCAAACUGAAUAAGCUCAAAGUGCUCAUUUUGAAUGACAACCUUUUGCUGUCUCUGCCCAGUAAUGUGUUUCGGUUUGUCUUGCUGACUCACUUAGACCUGAGAGGAAACAGGUUGAAAGUAAUGCCUUUCGCUGGUGUCCUUGAACAUAUUGGAGGAAUCAUGGAAAUUCAGCUGGAAGAAAACCCAUGGAAUUGCACCUGCGACUUACUUCCUCUCAAGGCAUGGCUGGACACCAUUACUGUUUUUGUGGGGGAGAUCGUCUGUGAAACUCCUUUCAGGUUACAUGGGAAAGAUGUGACCCAACUGACCAGACAAGACCUCUGUCCCAGAAAAAGUGCCAGUGGUGAUUCUAGUCAGAGGAGUAGUCAUUCAGACACACACGUCCAAAGGCUGUCCCCUACAAUGAAUCCUGCUCUCAACCCAACCAGGGCUCCAAAAGCCAGCAGACCACCCAAAAUGAGAAAUCGUCCAACUCCUCGAGUGACUGUGUCAAAAGACCGACAAAGCUUUGGCCCGAUCAUGGUGUACCAGACCAAGUCCCCUGUGGCCCUCACCUGUCCCAGCAGCUGUGUCUGUACUUCUCAGAGCUCAGACAAUGGUCUAAAUGUUAACUGCCAAGAAAGGAAGUUCACUAACAUCUCUGACCUGCAGCCGAAACCUACUAGUCCAAAGAAACUCUACCUGACAGGGAACUAUCUCCAAACAGUCUAUAAGAAUGACCUCCUAGAAUACAGUUCACUGGACUUGUUGCAUUUAGGAAACAACAGGAUUGCAGUCAUUCAGGAAGGUGCCUUUACAAACCUGACCAGUUUACGAAGACUUUAUCUAAAUGGCAAUUACCUUGAAGUGCUGUAUCCUUCUAUGUUUGAUGGACUGCAGAGCUUGCAGUAUCUCUAUUUAGAGUAUAAUGUCAUUAAGGAAAUUAAGCCGCUGACCUUCGAUGCUUUGAUUAACCUCCAGCUCCUGUUUCUGAAUAACAACCUGCUACGGUCCUUACCUGACAAUAUAUUUGGGGCCACAGCCCUCACCAGGUUGAAUCUGAGAAACAAUCAUUUUUCUCACCUGCCUGUGAAAGGGGUACUGGACCAGCUUCCUGCUUUUAUCCAGAUAGAUCUGCAAGAGAACCCAUGGGACUGCACCUGUGAUAUCAUGGGGUUAAAGGACUGGACUGAACAUGCCAAUUCUCCUGUCAUCAUCAAUGAGGUGACUUGUGAGUCUCCCGCUAAGCAUGCAGGGGAGAUACUGAAAUUCCUGGGAAGGGAGGCUAUUUGUCCAGAUAACCCUAACUUGUCAGAUGGAACUAUUUUGUCAAUGAAUCACAACACAGACACACCUAGGUCACUUAGUGUGUCUCCUAGUUCUUAUCCUGAACUACACACUGAAGUUCCACUUUCCGUCUUAAUUUUAGGAUUGCUUGUUGUUUUCAUCCUGUCUGUCUGUUUUGGGGCGGGGUUGUUUGUCUUCGUUCUGAAACGUCGAAAGGGGGUGCCAAGUGGCCCCAGGAGUGCCAACAACUUAGAUGUAAGUUCCUUCCAGUUACAAUACGGGUCUUACAACACCGAAACUAAUGAUAAAGCUGAUGGCCAUGUCUAUAAUUACAUUCCUCCACCUGUGGGUCAGAUGUGCCAAAACCCCAUCUACAUGCAGAAGGAAGGAGACCCGGUAGCCUAUUACCGAAACUUGCAGGACUUCAGCUAUGGCAACCUGGAGGAGAAAAAAGAAGAACCAGCCACACUUGCUUACACAAUAAGUGCCACUGAGUUGCUAGAAAAACAGGCCACACCAAGAGAGCCUGAGCUGCUGUAUCAGAAUAUUGCUGAGCGAGUUAAGGAACUUCCCAGUGCAGGUCUAGUCCACUAUAACUUCUGUACCUUACCCAAACGGCAAUUUGUCCCUUCAUAUGAAUCUCGACGCCAAAACCAAGACAGAAUCAAUAAAACCGUUUUAUAUGGAACUCCCAGAAAAUGCUUUGUGGGGCAGUCAAAGCCAGACCACCCUUUACUGCAAGCUAAGCCGCAAUCAGAACCAGACUACCUCGAAGUUCUGGAAAAACAAACUGCAAUCAGUCAGCUGUGAAAGGAAAUCAUUUACAACCCUAUAGCAUCAAAUGAUGCGGCUCCAAACUGUUGGAAGCACUGCAUUUGCUUUUGUUGUGUCCUCCCUUCCUCAGUGCUAAUGGGAGACUGAAAGCAUUUGGGAGAUGGGGUGAAACAAUGAUAUUGCUCUUGCAAGCUUUCCUUUAAAUUAUUUCUUUCUUGCUCUCCCACCCCAUCCCCCCUUCUUUUCUUAGAAACCAUCAAUGAACAUGAAUGUUUCUACAAUGCAUUUUCAUGUACUUUGUUUAGCUUUUGUUUUCUUCCUUCCUUUCUUCCUUUGUUUCUUUCUUUCUGUCUUUUUUCCUUCCUUCCUUCCUUCCUUCUUUCUUUCUUUUUCUUUCUUUCUUUUCCAGUGUGAGAGUGGAAAGAAAUGAUAGUGAAUGAAGGAAUGAAUAGUAGACAAAGUUUUCAAAUGGGAAUAUUUUGUAGAAGAUCUCCAAAGGUCUUUUGGGACUACAACUUCUGUAAAUAAUGAUCUAUGGUAUUGCCAUCUUCAGUUACCAAGUAUAGGCCUGGGCAUCGCUAUUUUGUGUUAAAGUGCCUUUGCACUUGAGGACAUUACUUAAAUGUUGCUUUUAGCUUUGAAAAUUGAAAGUAUUUUAAAGUGCUGUAUUUUUAAAAUUGAAAUCAAUGUAAAAUAGAUCUAUAUGUCAGCUAUAUUAAGUCAACGUACAAUUUGCUUGAGUUAUAGAAACCAGCCUGUCAUUCUAGCUUAGGAAUUUAUAGACUUAAAUGUAAAAUAUUUCUUUUCUUCUGGGUUUGUUAUUAAGUGGUUUUAUUUAAGUCAAGUAAGGGGACUUAACAAUGGACUAGAGGUAAUAAGCCACCUCUGUCUGGAUUAGUAAUUCAUUAAUAAAAUAUAUUUAACCCAA
Acomys russatus (golden spiny mouse) is the source of this 4011-nucleotide messenger RNA. It is a transcript of the gene Slitrk2, whose product is annotated as SLIT and NTRK like family member 2. Gene Ontology annotation, cellular component: glutamatergic synapse; membrane. The record is from RefSeq and is a predicted model, not a curated record. Bases 579 to 3119 code for a protein of 846 amino acids. Gene Ontology annotation, biological process: positive regulation of synapse assembly; regulation of presynapse assembly; axonogenesis. Gene Ontology annotation, molecular function: protein binding. NCBI's taxonomy places the organism in Eukaryota, Metazoa, Chordata, Mammalia, Rodentia, Muridae. The transcript is spliced from 2 exons.